UGUGGCGGCGGCGGUGGUGGCGGCCGGUUGCGUCCCGUGGUAGCGGCGGCGACGGCUUUGGCAGUCUUCUCUCGCAUCCAGUCAGCGGCGGAUGCUCGCGCAGCGACGAGCGAGAAGCACACACACACGGCGACGAGCUUGCGCGGCGGCCGGAGGAGACCAUGGGCGGGUCGCGGACGUGAGGGAGUCGGGCCGAGGCGUAGGCGAGCGGCAGGCCCCGUUGGCAAGGGGGGUGAGGAGGAGGCGAUGGACUCACACAACUUGGCCAAGCGCAAGGAGGUGCGCAAAAGCCUUCGUGUCAAGGUCAUCAGCAUGGGCAACCCGGAGGUCGGCAAGAGCUGCCUGAUCAAGAGAUACUGUGAAAAGCGCUUUGUGCACAAGUACAUGGCCACCAUCGGCAUCGACUACGGAGUCACCAAGGUCCACGUUCGAGACCGGGAAGUGAAGGUGAACAUCUUCGACAUGGCUGGACACCCAUUUUUCUACGAAGUGCGUAAUGAGUUCUACAAGGACACGCAAGGUGCACUGCUGGUAUUUGACGUGGGCUCGCGCGACAGCUUUGACGCACUGGACGGGUGGCUUGCUGAGAUGCGGCACGAGAUGGGGCCGCAUGGCUCGCCCGACGACGUGCUGGUGGUGGUGUGUGCCAACAAGGUGGAGACAGGACGGAGGAGGGUGGUGGAUGACAGUGAGGGGAGGCUCUGGGCGGAAAGCCGUGGGUUCCUCUACUUUGAAACGUCGGCGCAGACUGGAGAAGGCGUCGGAGACAUGUUUCAGACGCUGUUUGCGGCGAUCGUGGAGCUGUGCGACAACGGCGGGCGGCGGCCGACCCCAGCGGUCACCGUGGGCUUCACCAAGGAGCAGGCUGACGCCAUCCGCAGGAUCCGCAACAGCCGCGAUUGCUGGGAGAUGCUGGGGCUGAAACCCGGGGCAAACAGGGAUGAGAUUAACAAGGCGUACCGCAAGCUCGCAGUGCUGCUGCACCCGGACAAGAGCGUGGCGCCCGGCUCGGAGGACGCGUUCAAGGCCAUCGUGAACGCACGCACAGUGCUGCUACGCAGCUCCGACUGACACCACCACCGCUGCGGCACGCCGCAGUCUCAACAGCGCCAGCAGUGACGGCACCAGAAGUGACACAGAUGUUACAAGAGACAGGGUGCUAGUGAACGAAGCGGUGGUACCUGGCACUGAGGUACGCGGCAAGCCAGCGCAAGCGAGAUCUGGAGAAGGGAGAUGGUUGUUGGCGAUCGGUUGCGUUGGUUGCACCAAGAAGUUUCAUUGCUGUACGAGUGGAUGUGAGUGCAUGUCGUGGUGAUGUCACCGCCACUUAGUGGCGAAUGGCGGUUGUUGUUGUACCUGUGAGUGCCUGUAUGUUGGUACUUGUUUAAGAAAUGCGAGUCCCUUUGUGUGAGCGUGCGUGUGUGAAUGAGUGUUUUAUGAACGUAUGCGAGUAUGUAUUUUGAACUUCUUUCGCACCGUACGUAGCCAACCAUGCUAAUCAGAGGUGCGGUGUUAAUGUGCCGAGUGGAUGUUAGUACGUGUGAUAAUGCGUGGAUGUUAGUGCGAGUGUGUGUGUGGGAGAGCUUAUGAGUGGAUUCAAGCAAAUGUUCGUCCAUGUGGACACGCGCACGUGGUCGAGAAUGAUUUUGGUUGUGCGUGAUUUGUGAGCGUGUUUGUGUGCGAUCACUUGCAAUCAUAGGCGACACCACUGGAGGACAGUGGGGGGCUAUCGUUUGUCCUUGGAAAAGCAAUAAGAGUUGGAACAGGCGAGUGAACCAAAAUACCGACUUGAGUUUAACGGUAAAGUUUCAAUGUAACUAUUACGACGUAUUUUUUUACUGUUAAAAUAAACCUGGUAGUACAUUUAACAAUGAAUGUACACAAUCAUGUUUAAGUGAAAAAGUGUAGGUGAAUAGGCACUGUAGCUGAGGGGAAGGGACAUGAUGGGUCAGUAAGUGGUUAGGGUUGUGAUUUAUGUUUCUUUUCAGUUAAACAUAAAAAAUGUGUACUUAACAAUAACAAUGAGUAUUACAAAUUAAAAGUAGCUUUAACUGUUAAAAGAAAUAACACUGUAUCCUUGAUCUAGUAAUCGUAAUCCCCAUGACCUUUGAGGGAGGGUGGUGGAGGCUGCGGUGUCUUGAUGUUACUGAGAUAUGCAUGACAUCACUUUGUUAUCACAAGGUACCACGUGAUCCCAUUAUAUCACCUGUGAUAGUGAAUGCAUUUUCACGUGAUCGCACGUGAUCUCAUAGCACUCAGUUCCUCCUGUCGCUCCUCCACGGAGUUAAAAACAACAAAACCCUGUUCACUGCAACACAGUCCGAGGCCAAAUUCGUACUGCUCAAGGCCUGUAAGGGAUCAUGGAAUUCCAAAGCCAAUCGUGUAGACUUGUUUGAGGGUUAUUAUUUAAUGUUUAUAGCUCCAGAAAAGUUUAUUUUUUAACUUGUAAUCACUUUUUUUUAAUCACUGAAAAUGCACGCCUUGCUAAUCUGAUUUUAAAUGUGUACAUGUGUGCCUUACACAUGCAUGCACACAUACUGUACACAUGUAUAAUGUGCACAUGUGUCUUCGUGCAUGUUUGUGUGUGGACCUGCAUGUGUACGUAUCGAUACCUAUUUGUGCGCACACAUACAUUGCAUGUAAUUGUGUGCACAACCUUCGACUUGCUUGCAAGUGCACAUACACAUUUGCUCGUGUACGUAUUUGUGUGUAUGUGCGUACAUGUGCAACGUGCACCAAAAACAUUCACAACUCCGGUAUUCGAGUGUAAACCAAAUGUGCGGGCAGGCCAUCUUGUUAGGAUUUGUGUAAUCUUAACGGUGCUAUAUUUGUCAACAAAAUUCGAACAGGCAUUAAUCAAUUAUGAAGAAGAAAAAAACAACUGUUAAUACUA
Lethenteron reissneri (Far Eastern brook lamprey) is the source of this 2893-nucleotide messenger RNA. It is a transcript of the gene DNAJC27, whose product is annotated as DnaJ heat shock protein family (Hsp40) member C27. Gene Ontology annotation, molecular function: GTPase activity; GTP binding. Lineage: Eukaryota; Metazoa; Chordata; Hyperoartia; Petromyzontiformes; Petromyzontidae. The record is from RefSeq and is a predicted model, not a curated record.